Lycium barbarum (goji berry) is the source of this 1701-nucleotide messenger RNA. RefSeq names its product early nodulin-like protein 21. The transcript has 2 exons. Gene Ontology annotation, molecular function: electron transfer activity. Gene Ontology annotation, cellular component: plasma membrane. Bases 512 to 1024 code for a protein of 170 amino acids. The record is from RefSeq and is a predicted model, not a curated record. Lineage: Eukaryota; Viridiplantae; Streptophyta; Magnoliopsida; Solanales; Solanaceae.
CUCGUUGAUUUACACUAUCUGAUCUUGAAACAGGUGAAAAUUCAGGCCCUUUUAUAAUUGGGCAAGUUAAUUGAUAUAUGUGGGUUGAUUUUGCUAUGUUAAACCCUCCCCCUUUCUAGAAACCCCUACCCUAAAUUCAUUAUUUUAGAUAACGCUUGCGGGUUAACAAAAAAAAAAAAAAAAAAAAAAGAGAGAGAUAUAGUGGGGUAAGUUCAUGGUAACUAUUUGGGAUAUCGCAGCCACUAAGCCCACCACCCUCACGUUUCCAUUUUUUCCUCCCACACGCCCACGUUAAUUACACUGUGCACGUAUUAUAUAUAACUGAUUUAACAACUGUUCGCUAUUAGACUAAACACAAAUUAAAGACUUGUUCCUUGUAAGUUCAGUUCCUCAUUAUCAUCACACAUUGAAAAGAAAAAAAAAGUCUUAACUUCUCUCUAGCAGCUAGCCAAAAUUUCCUCUAUCUAUCUGAGCUCUUUAAUUGAUUGCCUUGCCCCUGUGAUUACUGAUCAUGGCCUUCACAUGUUUUCGUAACGUGCUCAUCAUCUCAAUAUUAGUUACGACUUCUCUUCAAUUCAUGCAUGUGUCAUCCUUGGAAUUCCAAGUUGGUGACACUACUGGUUGGGCUGUUCCUCCCGCAAAUGUCACCAAUUUCUACAACAAUUGGGCUUCCCAAAUGAGGUUCAAAAUUGGCGACACCAUCCGUUUCAAGUACAAGAAGGACUCAGUGAUGGAGGUGUCAGAGAAAGAAUACAAGAAAUGCAACUCAACGCGCCCCCAUUUCUUUUCCAACACAGGGAACACGAUGUUCACGUUAGAGCAUUCUGGUUAUUUCUAUUUUGUGAGUGGAGCAGCAGGACACUGUGAGAGAGGACAGCGAAUGAUCGUAAGGGUUCUGGUGCAAGAUGUGAUCGGUGAAGCUACUUCUGCAGCCUCAGCUACAACAUUCAUGUCAUUGCCACUCUUUGAACAACUUUGUGCUCUUCAGCUUCUUGUCUUUCUUCUCGGUUCACUUGUCUACUAGCUAGUUAGAUCUUUAAUUUAACCAAUUUGUUGCUGCUUUAUGUUGAACUGCGUUUUGGGUUUUUGUAUUGGUUAAUUACUUAGGGGUACAUUGUUUUUCUUCUGCAUAGACACUUUGUGGGAAUUGAUUAUUUUGAAUUUCAUCUAGAUAUAUGUUUCAACUAGUCAAUAAAUUUGUGCUUCGCGCGGUAUAUUAGUGAACUAGGGAUAAUUCUUUUUUACAAAUUUAAUCAAAAUUGGAAGAUAAUUUUUUUUUAUCAUUAUACACAAAGUAUAUUAAUAUAUAACCAAAUCACAAAUUUAAAAGUCAUAAUAAGAAAUUUAAAAUGCUUUUUCUUACUGUUUUUUCCAUUGCUUUUCUUGUUUUUUUUUUAUUUUAAUUUUUUUGAUAUGCUUAUCUAGCAUUUCUAGAAAAUCUGUUAUUUCCCUCAACCCUCUUUUCUUUAUUUCCCAUUUUCAUAUUUCUCUGUUAUUUUCUUCUUCUUUGUUUUGUUUCCUCUGCCUUACCAAAUAGAAACUUUACUCCUUGCUCAACUUGAAGGAAUACAAGUAGCCACAAUGAAAAGGGUAGCAGUAUUUAAGAGGUUUUGGUACGGUGUCCGUUAGUUUUUCUUAAUGUAAAAUGGUUAAGGAAAGAUGAUUUUAAGGGAAAACAAAUUGAAAGAACCCUUUCAGGGG